CGAACAAAGGGCGGCCGAGCCGAGCCUCGCCGAGCCGAGCUGAGCUGAGCCGUGCCGCGCCGCGCCGUGCAUCUCCGAGCGGAGCGAAGCCGAACCGGGCCGGCAGCGCCCUGCCUUUGUCCGCGCUGCCUGCGCGUUCCCUUCCCCCUCCGUGUAUUUAUUUGCUCUUUCUUCGUCUCUCAACCCCCACCCCUUUCCCCAGCUGUCUCGUUACCCGAGUGGUUUUAUUUCUUCCCCAGCGGUUAUUUUCAUCCCCCCCCCAACCCCUCCCCAUCACCACCUUGCCUUAACUUUUCGCGAGAUAACAGUUUGCAGUGGUGCAAUUAGCCACUUGCUGACGGCCCUCCAGCGCAUCUACGGAGCACGCUGCUCUUUUUCUCUCGCUUCCCCCUCCCACUCUGCCCGCUGUGUUUUUUCUGGCUGCCGUGCGCUAACCUCAAGUUCAGAGGCUGGUACAGGCGAUGCCGCAUCUGAUGCUCAUGGGCCUACCUGGAAGAGAAAAUCUACUCCGCAGAGACUCUUCUUCACUGCCUCAUCCUAUGGAGGAAUCACCACUGCCCAUCUACAUUGAGGAGGGGACAGAAGUCCCGAUUGAAAGCAGAAACAUGGCAACAAAGGAAAAGCUUCAGUGCUUGAAAGACUUCCACAAGGACAUCCUCAAACCUUCCCCCGGCAAGAGCCCGGGGACACGGCCUGAGGAUGAGGCAGAAGGAAAGCCGCCCCAGCGGGAGAAGUGGGCGAGCAAGAUUGACUUUCUGCUGUCUGUGGCCGGGGGAUUUAUUGGCUUAGGCAAUGUCUGGCGGUUUCCGUAUCUCUGCUACAAAAAUGGCGGAGGUGCAUUUCUUAUUCCUUAUUUCAUUUUCCUGUUUGGGGGAGGUCUUCCCGUUUUUUUCCUGGAGGUGGUGCUAGGACAGUAUACCUCUGAAGGUGGAAUUACAUGCUGGGAAAAGAUCUGCCCUAUUUUCACUGGAAUUGGUUAUGCUUCCAUAGUGAUUGUGUCCCUUCUGAACGUGUACUACAUUGUGAUCCUGGCCUGGGGACUCUACUACCUGUUCCAGUCGUUCCAGAGCGUCCUGCCAUGGGCUCACUGCCACCAGAAGUGGAACACGCCAACCUGCGUGGAAGACACUCUCAGGAAGAACAAAACCCUCUGGAUAUCACUGAAUGCAACUAACUUCACCUCUCCUGUCACAGAGUUCUGGGAGCGCAAUGUACUGAGCUUGUCCUCAGGGAUUGAAGAUAUUGGUAUUAUCAAGUGGGAUCUGGCGCUGUGUCUCCUCCUCGUCUGGGUGAUAUGCUUCUUCUGCAUUUGGAAAGGAGUCAAAUCCACUGGGAAAGUAGUGUACAUCACUGCCACGUUCCCAUUCAUCAUGCUCCUUGUUCUGCUCAUCCGUGGCGUGACCCUGCCAGGAGCUGCAGAAGGCAUCAAGUUUUAUCUUUAUCCUGAUAUCUCACGGUUAGCUGACCCACAGGUCUGGAUAGAUGCAGGGACACAAAUCUUCUUCUCAUAUGCAAUCUGCUUAGGAGCAAUGACUUCCCUGGGGAGCUACAACAAGUACAAAUACAACUGCUAUAGGGACUGUUUGCUGCUGGGAUGCCUGAACAGUGGUACCAGUUUUGUGUCUGGCUUCGCAAUUUUUUCCGUCCUGGGCUUCAUGGCACAAGAGCAAGGGGUGAACAUUGCUGAUGUGGCAGAGUCAGGUCCCGGCCUGGCCUUCAUUGCCUACCCAAAAGCUGUGUCCAUGAUGCCGCUGCCCACCUUUUGGGCAAUCCUUUUUUUUAUUAUGCUUCUGUUGCUUGGACUGGAUAGCCAGUUUGUUGAAGUUGAAGGACAGAUCACGUCAUUAGUUGAUCUGCACCCAUCCUUCCUAAGGAAGGGUUACCGACGGGAAAUCUUCAUCGCUAUAGUAUGUUUCCUUAGCUAUCUUCUGGGACUAACUAUGGUGACUGAGGGUGGCAUGUAUGUUUUUCAACUCUUUGACUACUAUGCAGCUAGUGGUGUAUGCCUUUUGUGGGUUGCAUUCUUUGAAUGUAUUGCUGUAGCCUGGGUUUAUGGCGCUGAUAAUAUUUAUGAUGCCAUUGAGGAUAUGAUUGGAUACAGACCUGGUCCCUGGAUGAAAUGGAGCUGGAUUGUGAUCACACCAGUUCUUUGUAUGGGGUGCUUCAUCUUUUCUUUGGCCAAGUACAAACCACUGACCUACAACAAGGUCUACACAUACCCUGAGUGGGCAAUUGGCCUGGGAUGGGUUCUUGCCCUUUCCUCCAUGAUCUGCAUCCCUAUGGUGAUGGUCAUCCGCGUCAUACAGUCAGACGGGUCACUCAUUGAGAGGAUAAAAGCAGUGGCUGCCCCCAAGGAAGUGAAUCGGUGGUCCAAAGAAACAGAGAGUGGCACUCCCUUCUGCCCCAAUGGAACUUCGAAUGGCGGAUUGAUCAAGCCAACUCAUAUCAUUGUGGAAACCAUGAUGUGAGCUCUCUCUGUGAGAGGAUAAACCUGCUUUAACUGCCGUUUACUAACCAUAGAUUCUCAUAGGACCAGGUUUACAGAGCUUUAUAUUUGCACUAGGAUUUAUUUUUAUUUCUCACAGAGAAAGUUAUUUUUUGUGUGUGUUUUUUUUUUUUUUUAUAUUUUGUAAGGUAAUCACAGCAGAUGUCUCUCUGUAGAGGGAGAGCAUUCAUAUCAGACUAGACAUAUUACAGGAAUUUACUAUUAUUGUUUUUUUAAAUAUAUAUAUCUUUAUCUCUAAACGUUAUACACCUUACCACUUGAAUUGAUUGUCUUGCCAGCAAUAUAUUCAAGUCUCAGAAAGCAAUUUUAGGUGCUGGUGUGGUUGGGAGCAGGGUAACCUACAGAACACACAAAAGACGCUCUGUGGAGAGAUAUGAGAGAGAAAAAAAAACAACAACAACAAAGCACGAAGAUGCUGUUUUAAGAGAAUUUUCAAAGGUGUAGUAUUUCCACCCUCUGGUUCAAUUGUGGUAAACGACAGGCUUCAGGGUCACACGAGUGAAAAGGGUACAGUCCCUGAAUGGAGAUAGUAGCAGGCAGCUGGAGCAGGGUGUGUGAGGGGGCAGAGGAGCUGGGUGUGAGGAGCCUUGCAGCCCUUCCCUGCAGGCACGGCGCUGGGAUCCAGGCACGCAAACAAGGGGAGGGCUUGAGGAAGGCGUUUGCAGGAUUUGGCAUGGCUCACUCUAUUUCAUUAUUAUUUUAUAUGUAGGUGAAGUGCCUGCUGUUUGUGCAUGAGCAGGCGGGCUGAGCACCUGCUCCUUAGUGUUCCAGCAAAGGAGAUUUUAGCUGAGGUGUCACUGGGAUAAACUUGAAUUCUGCAGCCUGUCUGUGAACAGCGUGGGCACUGAGCAGAGCAAAGCAGCACCUGUGAUCCUGGUGCUUCAGGCGUUUGCUUGCUCGUUUGUUUGCGUGUUCACUACUGGACUUUGUUUGGAGCAGAAAAAUAAUUAAAAAAACACCAAUCCUUUGCGGACUCUGACUGUCCAAAGGUGGGCACAGCGCGGGUCGUCCCCAGCACCAGGAACAGAGCCGCUCACCUACACCUGGCGUAAGCACUGUUUGUAACCUUGUUAAUAAUAAUAGUAAUGAAGAUAAUAAUAUCAGUCAGCAAACAGGUGCUUUUCAUCCACGUAUCUCAAAAAUGCUUUGCUAGGUUUGAUCACCAGGAUUCUCUUUAUUUAUUUAUUUGGAGGAAUUGGAUACUGUUGGGGGAACAAAGAGAAGGAGUGUGUCUCUUAAAGCGGCUGUGGACCUGGGUUCUCCAUCUUCUUGCCCACCGUUAGGUUAGAUCAUAAUUUUUUUUUUUUUUUGAGGGUGGCAGACAUAUUUCUAAAGCCUAGGAAUAUGUCUGCUGCAGAAACAGGGCUUGGGAGAGUUGGAGUUAAAGCAAAGGAAACGUAACACUGCAGUGUUUUGUAUUUAUUUGAUCCUAAGGAAUUGCAUACCACUCCACGUUGAGCUAAGGAAUAAGGAAUACACACUAGCAGGAGCGUGGCAGUUUGGGUGCAGCAGCUUUGCUGGGUGCCGCUUGGUGUGGGCCGGAGGAAUGCUCCCAUGGGGAGCUGCUCCCUGAAGGCUGUCCAAAACACGGACAGAAGUCUUCUUUUGUUCUGUUCUAAACUUGAGCAGGUUGUGCUGGGAACAGAUUCUCUGGUGAAACUCAGCCUUUUCUUGUGGGCAUUCUAUUUUGAGGGAGAGUUUUUUCUUCUCGUGAUACCCCGCUUAGGCUAUCCAAAGGUAUCUAGAGGAAAUAACUUGACAAAAGCAGAGCUUGUAGCUGUUGAUUUUGCCGUCAGCUUAGUCUGUCAGGGCAGAUUUUGUCAUUUAGACAGGAACAUAUCCAGUUCGGAACAUUCCUACACAGAAGUUUUGAUUUGUUUUUUUCAUGUUCCAUGGACUAACUGGCCACAGCAGCACACUUGUUGAAUAACUUGUUGGUAUUACUGUAAAAGAAAAAGGGUGAUUUAGAGUUAAGAGAUGGACCAAAAGCAAAACAAGAAUUUUUUUCUAGUUUGAGUUUGUACCUAUUUUUACAUCAAAUGGCUGAGUUGCAGCAACAAAACCAGCCGUGUCAGAAUUGCUUUUGUUUUCUUUUUCUGGUUGCUGCAUUACAAGAGUUAUAAAUGAAACUUUUCCACAGCUGGAGAUGGCAAACAUCCUCAUUUCAGCUGCGGGGCAGUGGCAACUGCCAUCAUGACAGCAGGAAUUCCAUGAGCCGGGAGGGUUCUGGCUGGAAUUUGCCAUCAGAUAUGUGCAAAGUAAGGAAACAUGCAUGCAGCUGUUUUUUGUUUUUGUUUUAUUUUAACCAUCAAAGACAAGGAAAUGCAAUCAAAGAUGAUUCUUUCAGCGGGAUUCAACUUUGACCCUCGUUUUUGAGUUACGAUUAGUGUCUGCAGUGCACAGGCAUGCUUGCCUGGGUUAAGAUUGAAGCAGAAGGUGGAGGGGGUCUAAAUUAAUGGUUUAUGUGAGUGCAGAUGAAACACUGAUGCUUAAUUUAUCUUUUGUUUUCUUGAUAUGUUGUCAUACAACUGCGUAUGAGAUUUGUUUGCACAUCAGAUUUGUAUUAUAGAGCUGAGACAAGCUUUAGGUAGGGAAAAAAUGGUUUGACUGCAUCACGAAUGCCUGAUGAGUCAGUUAGCCAUCUCCCACUUGUGGAGAGCAUCUUUGUGUUGAAAACCAGAGGGCCAAUACUACACCUUUAAAAGUACAACAAUUAGAGAAGCAGAACCCAGCCCCAUUUCCAUGUGAACUUGUGCCAUUCAAAUCAGUCGCUUCCAUGUACCACGUGAAAGUGUCUUGCACGUAUGCAACAACCUCACUGAAGCGUUCUCCAUGUACACUGCUCUGGCCCUGCUGUGCUCUUCAGCAUGACUGCAAGGGAGGACUGGGGCUCACAAAGAGCUAAGAAACGUUUCUGGAACAUACUUCCCCUCUCUUCUCCAAUAUUAUUCUUGUUGUUUUAAAUGGGGUUUGAGUUCCAAUGAGCACAUGCACAUUUUAAAGUGUUUUUUACCUAACGUUUUUUAUCGGAUUUCUGAACUUUUCUUGUUGAUAAAUUUGCAUUUCAACUUGAUCCUCUGCCAAAAUUAUUACAAAAUAAUUUUUAAGUCUGUGUUUCCUACCUAUUUAUGAUUGCAAAUACAACCGAUUUCUUGUUCCUAAUUGUUUAAACACUUGUGACUUAUUUUACCUGUUUUAUGUAAAUGAGGAACUCUAUACUCAGUUAUCAUGACUAGUCAGAAGUGAACUGGUUUGGAUACAGAAAAAAAGUCAGUGUGGGUUUUGGCAUGAGAUAUUUCGGAUGAGAGCUUUGAAUUUAAAGACAGCAGAAUAAAACAAAAGCACACCUUUCAUAUCCCACACACCUUUGUAUUGUUCAGCUCCUGUGGGAUUGGAAAUAGCACAUUUUCAGCAGUAUUUCUUUCCAGUUGAGCUGAAAUUGGGAGAUGGUAGAGCUGCAAAUACAUUUGCCCCAUGAGAUUCGCUGAGUUGUCUCUAAUCUUUCUCAGUUUUCCAAACUUCUGUUUUAGUUCACCUGUGACUAGUUAUGAUCUCACUGAAUGGGCAUCUAUUAUAAGGGACUUUACCAGUAUUGUGUAUUUCGGUAUUUAAACAAUAUGAUUUCAUAAAUAGAACUGGUUUUAUUAUUACUGUUGUUGCUACUGUUCUCAUUUUCCUUUUCAUCUAUAGCUUUCUUUUUCAUCUGGUCCAAACAGCUCCACACAUUUAGAAAAGUCCUCUUUGAAGUGUGAGGUAGUAGGUCCACCAUGGAUUUGUUCUUGUGUUGUAAAUGGAAAUAUCAAAGUGUAGCAGCUGUAUUUACCAUCUUAAACAACGCUGAUAUUCAACCUGCAGCAGCAAUGCAGCUCAGGAGUGGAGAGAGAGUAAAGUGAAAGCUGAUUUCCACUCUUGUUCUUGGGGAGAGGAGGAAAGAGAAAAAGAAGGUGCAGCCAUAUGGUUGCUGUAACACACAUAAAAAAUAAACCCAUGCAUCAGCAGAACCUUUGUUGCCACUAUCAGGAUAGCAUCUUCUGCAGCAGUUUGUGCUCUGCUGUGCAUCCUCCUUUCUCAACUGCAGAUAUUCCUGUUCCUCUUCCCUGCCUCAGCGCUAGAACAGUUCAAGCAGCUCUGAAGACACAUGGACAUUUCCAUUCAGUAGGCUUUUUAUGAGUCUCCUCCAGGUCUGCUGUUAUUUGCCAAGCAGACUUGCAGUUUCGGUGAGGUUGUGCUUGUCACACUUGGGUUCAAAGCUCCCACUUUUGCCAAUGGCAGAACUCCAUUGGUGGGAGAUUUGAACCCUUUGUAUAACUGAUUAUUAGCUUCCACAUCUGCGGUCACUGCAGGAUCAUCUGUGGAGGCAUCAUGUAUAUAAAAUGUUAAAUAAACUGUGUAUUGAAUGGAGUGGACAAGUUAGCUAAGCAGCUCAAGUAUACUCGGAGGAAAGAUGACCCUGAAAUCAAUUCCAAAAGAUUCAAUGCAGGUUGCUCACUUUCAGUAAAAGAAAGACAAAAAAGUCUGUGCUUACAUAGACUAGUAGAUGCAAUCUUCCACCCUUACAAGCACGCACAUGAGUGGGGACAUUGCUUCCAUUCUGAGGCUGCAAAUUAUGCAUAUGACUUUCCAAGAUAUCAGGAUGAGAACUGAGAAGGUUUAGGCACCGCUUUCCUACAAAGUGCUGACCUCCAGGGCAUCCAAAUGGACUUUGCUAAAUUGAGAUACUGAAAGGGAGAUAUAAUGCCAAAAUCCUGGGCCUUGGCCCCUCCAAGGAAUCCUCGAGGUCGGUCUCAGAAUCCUUCCUGGCUCCUUGAAAGUGCCGCACAGCUCCUGCAGUGGGAGGUGGGAGUGCUGAGGGCUCGGGUAGCUGCCUUGGACUUGUUUCCUCCAAAAUUAGCAUCCAAAGCUUUGUGGUUAGGAUUAACAUUUAAUUGUGUAUUUGUAUAUUGCAUGAGCAAAGGUCGGGAACUGUCAGAACCUAGUAGCUCCUUUUAAUUUCUUGGAAUCAAAGAUAAGCUUAAGAAAGAAAGUACUCAGUGGAGAUCAAUGAACAGAAGCAACCCCUCCACCCCCAAGCUCCAGAAUCCGGUCCCAGAAAACGAUCUAUUGGUAUCAAUGGUUAAUUUGAGUUUGCUGGAAGAUUUAUCCAAGAAAUAAAUCUGGCAUAGGCAGCCUGAGCCCCAGCUGGAAAUCUGUCCCUUUCCCAGAGCGUGCCUAUUCCAUCCCCAAAAAACAACUGCUCCUGCACAAUGAUUGUCUGCUUUAAAAAAUAAUAAUAAUCUGAAUUUGUUUGUUUCUAUUCAAAAAGUAAGCAGAAGAAAUCAUGUUUUGUGUGCUUUUUCCAGCUGUGAACUGGUGAUUUCAAUUUACCCACAUCCAAAAGUGAGAGCUGAAAAUCUUCAGAUAUUAUUUGACAAAAAAAAAAAAAAAAGAGUGAAGAAUUUUUCAGGUUGAAAACCUUAAGAGAACAAAUACUCAUUCCCCCAUCCCCAACAAAGGUGAAGGAGUUUUUGAUUGCAGGCUUUGCAAUUGGAAAAGAGCCUGAUCCUGCUGGGCUAUUGAAUGACAGCCCAGACACGUCCUUUUUGUUUUGCGGCUUUGUCCUAAUUGGAAAUAAACUGUAAAACUGUCAGAGUAUAAUUGCUCCACGCUUUCCACAGUUUCUGUGCUUUAGGAGCAAAGCAAAUUAAAAACAGUUUAGAAAGGGGUGAGACUGUGGAGGCUUCCUCCCCAUGUUCCAGCUCUGUAGGGCACAGCGGAGCGCUGCUGCUUGUGUUGCCGUCGAGCACGGACAGCCUUGCGUGGAGCAGAACUCUGUGCCCUGAGUUAUCAGAAACAGUGGGGAAAAAUAUGAAAAACUGAAAAAAAAAAAAAGUGCGACUUGGUUGUGCUGAGGAGCUGUGCAUGUGUGCUUUGUGUGCGCGCGUACAAGGGAAGGCUUUGGUCCCGUAGCGUAGUACAUGUUAGCAUGAUACAUAUGGUUUCUAAAUCCCUUGCAUCUACUUCUGCAGUUGAGAUGUUAAAAAGAUUUUUUUAAUUAUUAUUUAAAGAAAAAAAAAAAGAAAAAAGAACAGUAGCAAACUCACUAAGAGUUGAGAGGCUAAUAACGCCCUCUGGGGCACGACCAGUCGGUGUCAUCUGCUGCUGUCCUGGAAGGCAGCAAGGUCUCUCAGCAUCGCAGCAUCCCAGUACUGUUCUGAAGCGCUUGUUGUUCAAUAGGCUGUUGUUUUUCCCAGUGUGAUGUGGUGGCUGUUACCUGAUACGUUGCCAGGGACUUCGCGUUGUCAGAGGUGGUCCUUCGCGUUUGAUGUAUUUGGCUAAAAAACAGUGGUGGUUUUUUUUAUUAUUUAAAUUCCUAGCAACUGUGACUACAGUAACGUGAUGAGUAGCACAUACAGUGAGGGGGCGGUGAUGAUGGCCUCCUCAAAAAUGUCACCUGAACUUUUUUUUUAAAAAAAAAAGAAAAAUAUUUUUUAAAACAUUUUAAAACUUUUGUGUGUGUGUGUGUGUGUGUGCGUGUGUGUUCCAAGAUGGAAUAUUUGUAUUUGAAAAUUAUCCUGGAGUGUAAUUUAAUCCUAAGACCUCCCCCCCUAGCCUUUGUGUAUAUGGUAAAUGUUUGUAUUUUGCGGUUUCUGUUUUGCUUUUUAGAUAAAUGAAAUGUAUAUGGAUAUUUUUAAGUCAUCUUUGCUUUUUUAGAUGAGUUUGUAAUCACCUUAUAACAGAAAAUAAAACUUUCCUUUAUAAACCA
Numida meleagris (helmeted guineafowl) is the source of this 9248-nucleotide messenger RNA. It is a transcript of the gene SLC6A6, whose product is annotated as solute carrier family 6 member 6. Gene Ontology annotation, cellular component: plasma membrane. The record is from RefSeq and is a predicted model, not a curated record. Lineage: Eukaryota; Metazoa; Chordata; Aves; Galliformes; Numididae. Gene Ontology annotation, biological process: neurotransmitter transport; taurine transmembrane transport; sodium ion transmembrane transport. The coding region runs from base 462 to 2468 and encodes 668 amino acids. Gene Ontology annotation, molecular function: taurine:sodium symporter activity. The transcript is spliced from 16 exons.